AUGUCUUCCACCAGGAGUGAGACGACUACGAACUUUGGACAGUGCACGUACAGCGCCGAGGAGUACCAGGCCGUGCACCAUGCCCUCCGCCGCAAGCUGGGCCCAGAGUUCAUCAGCUCCAGAGUGGCAGGUGGAGGCCAGAGGGUGUGUUAUGUGGAGGGCCACCGCGUCAUCAGUCUGGCCAACGAGAUGUUUGGAUACAACGGCUGGUCUCACUCCAUCUCACAGCAGAAUGUCGAUUUUGUCGACAUCAUUAAUGGCAAGUUCUACGUCGGCGUCAGUGCCUUUGUCAAAGUAACACUAAAGGACGGGGCGUUCCAUGAAGACGUGGGAUACGGCGUCAGCGAAGGCCUCAAGUCCAAAGCUCUGUCUCUGGAGAAGGCCAGGAAGGAGGCAGUGACUGACGGCAUGAAGAGAGCUCUCAAAUGUUUCGGAAAUGCACUUGGAAACUGCAUUUUGGACAAAGAGUAUCUUGUAGCCAUUAACAAAAUUCCCAAGCAGCCUCCUGCGCCUCUGGACCCGGCCCAAACCAAGCGAUCAGCGGGUGAACCUGCAGUGGAGAAGGCACGCAUCUCUAGCUUUGUCCAAGAGGAAAAUAAAGUGAAGGCGGAACCUCCAAGAACUCCUUUUGAACCGAGAACCUUAAACUUCCAGCAGCACCUGGAAAAUCAAAGUAACUCUGCGCCUGCGCUCAAUGGUAGGACAGAGACGUUUACUUCCAGACCCAAUUCAAACACCCUUGAUGGAUCGACGCCGGCAGACCCCAAGCAACUGAGAAAGCUUCGACAACAACAGCUGCAGCAGAAGUUUAAACAAGAGAUGGAGGCUAAGAAGAAGCAAGAGAAGGAGCAGCCACAACAGACAGAGGGCGCCAGUGAGAACCGCUCCAGUGGAGAUUGCCGUGUGCCUGUGUCGACUCCUCCUGUGGCGCCCAAGGAGGAGUACUCAGCAGAUGACCCUGAGCUCUGGGACUUCACUCUGGAAGGGGCUGAUGAGUUCCUGGCCCCAGUGGAGGGCCCCAGCAGAGGACCCCAUCCGAGCACGCCCAGUAACCACCAAAUGCAGACGCGCAGUAAGACCCCGCAGAGGCCCCCCUGCAGACCCCCGGAGCAAACCCACAGUGGGCAGUAUAGAGAGCAGCAUCCGCAGAGCAGAGAGGCCUACAGUCCAUACAGACACAGCCAACACAUGAAGAGGCGCAAACUCGAAACAUAA
Messenger RNA from Knipowitschia caucasica, 1215 nucleotides. The record is from the annotation of a GenBank genome assembly. Lineage: Eukaryota; Metazoa; Chordata; Actinopteri; Gobiiformes; Gobiidae.